Molecule: messenger RNA, 924 nt
Organism: Ylistrum balloti
Lineage: Eukaryota; Metazoa; Mollusca; Bivalvia; Pectinida; Pectinidae
Product: glutaminyl-peptide cyclotransferase-like
Exons: 1
Coding region: 1-924 (307 amino acids)
Biological process (GO): proteolysis
Molecular function (GO): metalloexopeptidase activity
Source: RefSeq, a predicted model, not a curated record
AUGCGUUACUAUUUGUUUAUAGUUGCGUGCUGCUAUCUAUAUGUUGCCUGUGAUACACAUCAAAAGACAACACAGCAACAACAAGAAAUAGCUCAGCAAGAAAUAACUCCUUUAUUCUCAGGAGAGAAAGCGUACGAAUAUGUUAAACAGCAAGCUGCUUUUGGGCCAAGGCCUACAGGUAGUAACGCUAAUAAAAAACUACGCCAAUGGUUGACAACGCAAUUGCAAGAUAAUCAUUGGGCAGUUUCCCGUCAACAAUUUCAAUCCCCGAAAAAUACAGUUAGCGAAAAUAUUAUUGCGACACGCGGAGAAGGGCGUACAGUACUCCUUGGUGCUCAUUACGAUACACGUUUAAUCUCAGAUGAAGAUCAAGACACAACACAGCGCCAAAAUCCCGGUAUUGGGGCAAAUGAUGGUGCUUCUGGUGUGGCCGUCUUAUUAGAAUUAGCACGUAUUCUAAAGCCUGAAGAAUUGGAUUUACGAAUUUGUCUAGCUUUUUUUGAUGCCGAGGAUAACGGCAAUAUUGAUGGAUGGCAGUGGAUUCUUGGUAGUUCUUACUAUGUCGAAAAUCCUGGUUUUAUUACAGACUGUGAUCGGCCAAAUGCUGUUGUUGUAGUUGACAUGGUUGGUGAUCGAGAUUUACAGAUUUAUCGUGAUUUUGGCGCAACAGCUUCUUUAGAAACUGCACCUUGGCAACAAGCAAAAAAACUUAAAAUCUCUGCCUUUCAAGCGAACUAUCGCUAUCGAAUUUUGGAUGACCAUGUCCCAUUUCUUAGGCAAGGUAUACCGGCAGCCAUUCUUAUUGAUUUUGAAUAUCCUUACUGGCAUACAACUGAAGAUACGGUGGAUAAAGUUACGGCAUCAAGUCUGAGCCAAGUUGGUCAGGUUAUUGAAGCCUGGAUUACAAAUGGAGCUCAGUUUUAA